GUGUACGGAAGUGGAAUGAGGAGUUCCCGGUGCACCGAGGGCUCCUUCUGACGUCACUGCAGGUGGCACGAUUGACGGUCUUGUGAUUCGUGCCAGUGAACCUUGUGGUUCUAACAAGUUGCAAUUGUCAUUGACGAAGAUUGUGUCGUUGAACAAAAUCUGAAACGAUGACAAAUAGAUAAAAUAACUUCAACAGGUAUUCCAUAAAGUAGGCGAAGGAUGGCAUUUCCACCAUUGGUGAGCUCUACGCCACCUCCACUGGACAAUUUUGGGGACUCCGAGGAAGAUGAAUUUGGCGAUUUCACAACUGGAGGCUUAGAUGGACUGUCUGUGUCGUCGGAUUCACCGCACAAACUUGUCACGCCUGUUCAGACACCUGUAGCGUCUCCAAAAGUAAAUGGAAUUCCAGAAACAAAGGGCUCUCAGACUAGUUUGGUAUCGAAAGCACCCAGUCCAGAAGAUCUUUUAAUCCUGGAAAGAACAGAAAAUGUUAUAGGUGAAAUUAAACUUAAAACAGAAGUCAAGUGCACGAACGAUGGGGAAAACACUAACAACAUAGAAAAUAGUUUUGUGGAAAAUAAAUUAGAAGCUUUGCCCAAUAAUUUGGACCAAAUAGAACCUGUAAGUCUUGACUUAGGGGAUCCGACCGUAGGUCCAGACACAGUACAACCUCUGAACCAAAAUUUCUACGAUUACGAACAGUUUGAGUCAGAGAACUGGAUAUCGAGUACGGAAGCACCAAAAACCAGUUACUUGGAGCUUCAAGAUACCGAAGAAACUUCCAAUGAUUUUAAUUCCAUGUGUAAAGUAGAAAACGCAAAUUCUGAAGUGAAAAGUGUGUUGCAAUUGGAGGUUGGCGAGUAUGUGGAUACUGAAUCCAUCAAUGAGAAUACGAGGGACGAGUUUGUUGAUCAAGCAAAAAUAGAGCCUGAGAGUGAAAAUGUUGAUGUCGGAAGUAAUUUUCCAUUGUGCUCGCCAGCAACAGAGUCCAGCGACUCCAAGCCUUUUUGUUCAGAGUUUCAAGAUUCUUCAGCCGGAACUAGCAAAAACAAAAACGAAGCAAUAGAAGAUGACGACUUUGGGGAUUUCACGAACUUCUCUGAUCAGGGCCAGUUGGAAAAGAUUGACGUAGCGAAAUUACCUGAGAGAGACGAUGACUUUGGUGACUUCAGUGAUUUCGAGCAGCCAGCGGCAGAAAGUUUCAGUCUGAAGGAGUCGAUAUCUCGAAUAGAAAAUAAGAAUGCUGCCAACAAGAUAGAAGAUAUAAUUGCAACGCUGUUUCCAAACAAUUUGGAGCGAUGCGAAAUCCAAGUCCAGUCGCUGAUAAGUCAGACAGAUGGGGUUUGGCAGAGUGUCAAAAGUGUGGAAGAAACAAAUGCUUUGACGUAUCAGUGGGCGAACAGCACGAGCAACAAUAUGCUCUUGAAUUCCCUUGGCAUCGACUCUCGUAACAUAUUGUUCGGGCCUAGGUGGAACCCUAAUGUACCUAGAUUCGCUGCGAACCUUGGCUUCACUCCCCUGGAACCCAUCAAAGCCACCACAGAUGUUCAACCUACAGCUACAAUUAAUUCUAACUGGGCGCAGAGUUCGAUCCAGAUGGAGGAAGUACCUGCUGCGCAAUUCGAUUGGAAUAGUUCUGGGCUUGUUAACCCUUUAGAAGCUAGUGGUGGGUUAUCCGCUCUUCUACCUCUGGACUUUCUGUGUCCCUUCGAUCCCCUGUUAACGUCCCACAGUUCCGUCAACUCUGAAUCCUAUCGUCGACCAAGUAGCGCCAGGAAUCCUAAUCAUACCUCAGAAGUGAGCGUCAAUCGAGAACGGAGCAGUUCAGUGUCGAAAGCAGAGACCGAGUCUCUGGAAAAUGAAGCCUUGAAGACGCAGAAACGCUUGCAGCCUUCGAAAAUGAUAGAACCGUUGCCAGGACCACGUGUGGUGGAAUGGAAAAGAAAGACGGAACCCGACUCAGGCCACAAAAUUAGAAACAGUGUCCAGAGAAGCGUUCCAAUAGAGAAAUCCUUCAUACAAACUGAAAAACAGUUUGUGUCGAGUGAGAAAUCAAGUUUAGCGGAUGUUUAUCGUGGAAAGUCAACGAACAAGAGGUCCGCAGAGCACGUGGUGGUGGACAGAUUUGGUCGUGUGAUGCAGAUCCAACCGGAAACCACGCGAGUACUCAAUAGACUUCCGGAUCUCUCUUUCUUGAGCGCCAGGACUCUGUUAAUGGAUCGUGAACACAAGCAAAUCGCUUGUGAACUGGGAGUCGCGAGUCGCAAGAUGCCUGGCUGAGUAACGUCGGUCUGAGCGCGAGUUUGGAAGGUCUGGAUAUCCCUGGAUAGAUCUAGUGGAUGCAUCGACGUGCAGUAGAAACGAAGGAGAAAAGACGUUCCGUUAAACCUUUCAAACCCGCGCUUGGACCGACCCAGCUUCCUCCCCUUUCAACACACAGAACUGCUGAAGUAUUCGAUAAAGUAAAAUAUUCUGCACCAUGUGCAUUAAGGUAGGAUUUUUCUCGAGAAAGGAAGAUUCUCGUGACAAUAUUGCCUGUAAACAGCGUUUCUCAAAGAACUAUAUUGUACAGCACAAUGUAUUACGAUUAAAAGUCCAUAAUUGUUUGGCAUUUAUUAUAAUUAGUAGCGUUCCAAUAUUUUGCAAAUUUUUUCAAGAAGAAUUACAACGUACAGUGUAUUCUUCAAGUAAAAAUUUAUAAAUGCUUUCUUGAUAUUUGUUUUUUUUAUUUAAAGAUAUCUACGUUUAUGUCAUUUAAUACGAACGUUACUAAUUCGUUUUGUUCUGUAUCAAUAUGAAGGAAAUAUUUGUAUCUAUUAAAAUAUCUUAACGAAGCAUUCGUAUACGCUUCAUUGUGGCAUUUUACUCGUAGAACGCACUACCAGAGAAUGAAAAAAACUAUUUGCCUCAUAGAGUUACUCUAAUUACACCAUUUUCUAUCUCUUUAACUAAGAUACUGGUGAUCGAAAGCCUAAACGUUUGGAACAAUAAAAAUUUUCUGUUAGUUUCUCGCUUCUGUCCAGAAUAGUACAAAAUACCAAAUCUUAUUGUAUUUCUCGUUUGCAGUAACAAAGUUUUUCUUGAAUGUGAAUGUAGUACCAUACUUCCAUGAAAAGAAGGCAUAGCGUGUUUACAUUCCCACUCCUGUUGCAGUCCGCUGACUCACAGGUAUGGUCGAAAACUGUGCCUUCUCAUGGAAGGACGACACUCUAGAAAACAGUUUAAAUUGGAAAUUCGAAAACUAAUACAAUAUUCCUUAGAAAAUACUUUUAAAAUGUAUUAAAAUUCACUAAUUUAAUUAUACUUUGUUAAUAUUCUUCAUUGAAAUAAUCUGCGCAAAAUCGAAGUUUGAGAAACGCUGCUCUACGAAGUUAAUUUUCUUUCAGUUUGCACAAGAGGUUUUGUUCACGAAAUAGAGUCAUAAUAUUCCGUCGUUUAAUACUACAAUGUUAAAAGUUUCUUUCUUGUGAAAAAUAAUCUAUGAUUUCAGUUAUCGUAACUGCAAGCAUUGCUAAGAAAAUGUUAUACCGAUAUCUUGUAAACCUGUCACUGUUUUCUUUACUUAGAUUUAUUAGCAAAAAAGUUUGCUCGAUUUCAAAGCUUAAUUUAGAAUUUAUAAGAAGGUGAUGAAGCAAAAUAUAGCUGAGUUUGAUCAUCGUUUUUAACAACUUUAUAAAUCAUUUCCAAGCGAUACCAAAAAUGGGCAUAUUUCAACAUUCUCCUUUCUUUUAAUUUCUUUGCGUAAGCUAUCUGUAAUCAAAAUAUGUGGACCAAUUUAUAGUUUACAUAGCUCGUAACGAAUAUUUAGUACAAGUGAGUUUGCGUUUCACCAGUCAUAUUUUCAGACUCUAUUCCGUGGACAAGCGCGAAACAGUGGUGCAGCCAGAAGAUAUGUAAAUAUGUGAAACAAGCCAUCGUUACAAGUUGCUAGUAUUAAAAUAAUUGGAAACAGAGUCUAAAAAAAUUUCUUUUGUUCGUAAAUGUCCAAUGCAAGCAUUAUAAAUUUUAAACCCUUGCACUAUUUUUACGAGUUUGACUCCUGAUAAAAAUUUUAGGCUAAACUUGAAUAUCACGAGUCAGGCUUGUUGUUUAAUUUUAUGUCAAACGUAAAUAACACGAGUCUGACUCGUAAUCGACAUUUCGGGCCAAACAUGAAUACCACGAGUCGAACUCGUAAAUAUCGAUAUUUCGUCGAUCGACAUAUCGUGUUUCGAGUUCCGAUAUUCGGGAUUCUCGAUUCGGGUUCUUUCCCGAUCAUUCGGGCAUAUAGGUUAGGCUCGGUUUCCUUCGAAUUUCAGCGUAGUGCAAGGGGUUAAUUUGCAACUUUACUUUUAUUACAGUAAUAAACAAUUAAUUUUGCACAUGAAGACCAAUUCAUAUCAGUAAAACGUUUUCAUAUCGUUCCAUUGAUACAUCCAAUUUGACAUUUGUUCGAAUUAUAAAUAUUCUAUCCAGUAUACCAGUUAUUUUAUAGAAUUUCUAAUGAAAACUAGUCUUAUUAAAAAUUUAAAACCUUUAGAUGGAUUUUAAAAUAUGUAGGAGGUUCGAAUGCCAGUUGUCGCAUUAAUU
Molecule: messenger RNA, 4569 nt
Organism: Colletes gigas
Lineage: Eukaryota; Metazoa; Arthropoda; Insecta; Hymenoptera; Colletidae
Gene: Afti
Product: aftiphilin
Exons: 8
Coding region: 220-2280 (686 amino acids)
Biological process (GO): intracellular transport
Cellular component (GO): AP-1 adaptor complex; trans-Golgi network membrane
Molecular function (GO): clathrin binding
Source: RefSeq, a predicted model, not a curated record